AUGGAUGCAUUAAAAGCAGGUGCCCACAAAGUUCAAGAAGCUGCACAUGGCCAUAAAGCUGAACAUGAAGCAAAAAAAGCCUGUGAUCCAGAUAAGAAACCAUCUGAUCGUAUGGAUGCCGCACACUGCGCUGCAAAGCAUGAAGCAAAAGCUCAAGAGCAUGCUUGCAGAGCUGAUUGUAAAGUUGCCGAGCAUAAACAUUAA
Didymodactylos carnosus is the source of this 204-nucleotide messenger RNA. Lineage: Eukaryota; Metazoa; Rotifera; Eurotatoria; Philodinida; Philodinidae. The record is from the annotation of a GenBank genome assembly.